AAUAAAAAUGAUCAUGAAUAUGAAUAAACGGAGACAAUAUAUAUAAAGACGUUAUUUCCAAUAGUUAUCAUUAUUCGAAGUUAAUCUAUACUGACUUGAUAAAAUAUUUUUAUAAUAAAUUAUCUGUUGAGGAUCUUUAAAUCAUCGAAAAUGAAAAGAUUCUUGAUAUUAUUUUGUUUGGGUUCAUUGACAAUUGAUUACACAAAUGGGUGCAAUUGUAUUGGCUUUCCACUUCAAACUUUGUUUUGCAGUUCAGAUUUUGUUAUCAAAAUAAAAGUUACGGAUACUUCAAAAACGGAAGAACCAAUAAAAAAUAAAUACCACGUUGAUAUACUAGAAACUUACAGAGCAAAUGCUGCGGCAGAAGAACCACUCAAACUUAAAUAUUUAAUUACUAAUCCAUACGAAGGAUUGUGUGGCCUCCCACUUGAACGUGACCAAGUUGCUGUUGUUGGAGGACACAUAAUUGAUGGCAAGCCAGAAAUUGGUGUCUGCAAUCUGCAUAUAGAAAAUCCUCAAAAAAUUGAAGCUGCGUCAUAUGUUCUUCGUGAAAAUUUUUCUGAAAUUUGUCCUUCAGCGUAAGCUAAUCAAAUUUUUCUAUUGUACAAAAAAAAAUUUAUAUACUACGAGAUUUGUUUGGAACAAAAAUUUAAUAAAAUUGAAGAUUUUUUUAUUUGUACAAGACAACUUAGGGUCUAUCAGUUUAUAGACAUUUUUCGAACGAUAAAGUAAUAGAUUAUGAGCUAAUUUUUUGUGAAUUUAUUUAUUAUGUUUAUUGUAUUACAUUUUUAACUUCCCGCUGAGAGUGUGUGUGUGUGUGUGUGUGUGGAUGUAAACCUCUCAUAUCUUUUUGAUGAAUAAACCGAUUUAGAUGGUUCUUGCGGCAUUCGAAAUAUAUCUUCUGAACUUAGAUUUUCAAGAAAAUUUUAGACCAUUUAGUCAAAUAGACUCUGAGAUAUUUAAGAAAUACAAAAAAAAAAAAAAAAAAUUUUUUUUCGUUUUUUUUUUGAUAUUUUGAAAACUGUCGAAUCGAUCAAUUCCAAAAUCUAAUCAGCUCUAGAACUCAAUAAAAGCUUUCGAUUGCCACCAAGAACGUCUCAAUCAGAUAAUCCGUUCAGAAGAUACCGACGACGAAAGAAAUAGUAAAAAACGGUUUUUUGCAAAUAUCGUCGAAACGACUGAACCAAUCAUUCACAAAAAUCUAAUCAGCUCUAGAACUUGAUGAAACGCGUCGAUUGCCGCCUCAACCAUCAAAAUCGGUUAAUUCGUUCGCGAGAUAUCGUGGGAGAAAGAAAUGCUGAAAAAUGAUUUUUUAUAAAACAAUGGCAUACAAAAGUAUUUUCAAGCUCAAAGAGCUCGAAAAUGUGUUCACAGUGAUGUUUUCAAGCUCUUUGAGCUCAAAAACAGCGGGAAGUUUUGGGGCUGGCCCACAGGGCCAACCGACGCUCAGGUUUUUUUUUUUUUGUUUUUUAAUUAUAUAAGUAUUUUUGUUAUUAUGAUAAAAGAACCUACUCAAAUAUCUCGA
This is a messenger RNA of Microplitis mediator, 1525 nucleotides long. RefSeq names its product metalloproteinase inhibitor 3-like. Lineage: Eukaryota; Metazoa; Arthropoda; Insecta; Hymenoptera; Braconidae. Gene Ontology annotation, cellular component: extracellular matrix. The transcript is spliced from 4 exons. Gene Ontology annotation, biological process: negative regulation of endopeptidase activity; negative regulation of membrane protein ectodomain proteolysis. Bases 151 to 582 code for a protein of 143 amino acids. The record is from RefSeq and is a predicted model, not a curated record. Gene Ontology annotation, molecular function: metalloendopeptidase inhibitor activity; protease binding.